This is a messenger RNA of Trichomycterus rosablanca, 772 nucleotides long. It is a transcript of the gene mien1, whose product is annotated as selenoprotein W, 2a. The transcript is spliced from 4 exons. NCBI's taxonomy places the organism in Eukaryota, Metazoa, Chordata, Actinopteri, Siluriformes, Trichomycteridae. The record is from RefSeq and is a predicted model, not a curated record. Gene Ontology annotation, biological process: positive regulation of filopodium assembly; negative regulation of apoptotic process. Gene Ontology annotation, cellular component: cytosol.
CGAAGAUUUAUCCUAUGACGCAUUGCGAAGUAACCUGCACCCAAACAACGUUAAACAAUUAGCUAACGCUGUGCUGUGAGGAGAUGGGUGUACAAAUUCGAGUGGAAUAUUGUGGCGGAUGAGGCUACGAGCCCCGCUAUCAGGAGCUUAAGCGAGUCGUCAUCGCUGAGUUCCCUGAGGCGGAGGUGUCUGGCUUUGUUGGUAGACAAGGUAGCUUUGAGAUUGAGAUAAGUGGACAGCUGAUCUUCUCAAAGCUAGAAACCAGUGGUUUCCCUUAUGAAGACGAUGUCAUGGGUGCUAUUCAGAAAGCUCAUGAUGGCAAACCAUUGGAGAAGAUCACCAAGAGUCAGCCUCCGUGUGUCAUCCUCUAAACCCUUAACACUGGACCCUUAUUACCAAAGCAGCAACCGCUCACCUUUUAUGUUGCUGCGUUAGUCUCCUCAGUCCUGUGCUUCUAGUGUGGUGCUUUUUGGACUUUAAUGAUUAUUGUAGCUAAAAUCUUAAAGGUUACAGUAUGAAGCUUCCAGUCCAGGCUCGCCAAAACCAGGAGCACAGACAGCAGGAGACACCCAAGUGGAAAAGAAAGGGGUUUAUAUUUUCUAAAAGUAACUAAUCAGGUCACAUUGGUUUUCUGUGUUAACUCAAUUAAUGUGUAUUUUAGAGAGCUAGACAACGCCAUGGCCAAACCGUCGUUUUUAUUAUCCGGUCCGAUUGCCUUAACAGGGUGCUUGACUAAAAUGAAUGAUGUGUCUAAUAAAAACGAAUUUGAGUA